Molecule: messenger RNA, 3650 nt
Organism: Leguminivora glycinivorella
Lineage: Eukaryota; Metazoa; Arthropoda; Insecta; Lepidoptera; Tortricidae
Product: protein FAM107B
Exons: 4
Coding region: 245-622 (125 amino acids)
Source: RefSeq, a predicted model, not a curated record
GGAAUGGAUUUGUAGACGGGGAGUCGUUGAUCUAUGUGCGCAUCGCGUGACAAAAACCGCCGUGUUUUUAUAUAACACAAAAUAGCCGGUCGCUCUCACGUGUUUAUAUCCAAAAUACUGUGAUAGAUCGCGACGAAUCAACUAACGUGUACGCCACUUCUAUUAUUCUGUCGUAUCUCGGAGCGCGUUGAUCGCGUCCGGCAGCGUGGGGCUGGUCCCCGUCGGAGCCCUGGGAGCGGACGAGAUGGUGCAGGAGGGGGAGGGCGCCGCGGGCGGGCUCAUCGCGCCGCGCCGCCUGCCCAACCCCUGCCUCGACAGCCCGCAGAGGAUGGACCUGCAUCGGGAGCUGUUGUUUAAUCAAAAAAUAGGCAAGAACGUCCUAAACCAGAAGAGCGAACUACAAAAGGCGCUUUCAAAACAUAAAGAAAAGCAGAUCUUAAAUCAAGUUAAGGAACACAAGGAAACCCCAGAACUGGAGCGCGCCAUAGCGGAGCGCGCGCGACGGCUCGAAGCGGCGUCGCCGGCGCCGGAGCCCGACCCCGCCGCGUGCGCCGCACUGCAGGAGGUGCGCGCGCGCCUGCGCCACGCCGCGCCCGGCCAGCCCGCCGCCGCCGCGCAGUGAACACAGUUCGCCCAUAGCCCGCUAGGUGCCGCUAACAUCUAACUUCUAGCCUUACGAAUUUAAUCCCUUCCGAAACUAUUGGAACAAAAAUUGGUAUGCCAAAAAGUAAAUUACAAAUAGAUUUAUUUUUAGCGGCCGAUAUCGACCUCUGAAAUGAACGUUGCCGAUCCUGAACUGCCAAAUUCUCGAUAUAAGGCUCAACUUAUAAUUUUCAACACCCGACAGGAUUUAAUAUCAACAUGAACACACAUUUUAAUGUUUUGAAAAAAAAAAACGGACUAUUCACUCGUUAAUGCUUAAUUUUGUUGACAAAUUUCGGUUUAAAGAUAUUUAUUUCUCAAUAAGAAUAACAAUAAUUCACUUACAUGAGAAACAUACAAUUUAUGUGGGAGGUGCAAUAUUGCUACUAAUUUUAUAUAAACUUAUUGUGAAUGGUCUCGUCAAUGGCUAUAUAGGUACCAUACCUUUUUCUCUAGUGGCAUCUAGUAUCUCGUAUGUUGGUAAAUCUACCCCUUACCUAGUUACAUAUUGUUAAUAUUUUUGCUUAGCGGUCACCCUCAUCAGUAUUCGAUAUUUAAUAUGGCUAAGUAACAACAGUUUUGGCUAAGCUUGAAUAUUGACAUAGAUACUUAAACAAUUUCGAGUUUCCUGUUGAGUAUUACAUACAUACAUUUAUCUUUACAUUAUUGCUAAAUUCUAUAAUGAGUGGAUCUAAAAACUUUGGUAGGCUGUUAGGUAUACCAAAUCCCCAACUUAUAUCCUUUAUUCAAAUUAAUAAAAAUAAUAACUCAGUUUGAUCUUAAUCAAAUAUUAUCAAUACCUAACUAGUAGAGUUAAAAUAAAAUUAUAGCCAUGUUCUUUGUAGCCAUAAAUUAACUGUAGACUAUAAAAUACUUGACGAUUAAUGGAAAUGAAAUUAAAUAUUUACAGCGAGACUACUCGCGCCAUCUAGUAGGGGUUUUGAAUAACUCGUACCGAAUUUGAGUUGGGUGACGGAAACUUCGGGCAUAACUUUGAGGGUUUAUUAAAGUAUAAUAUUGUUGAAUGAGUGAUGCUAUGUUUUGAUAAUAUAAAUAGCAUGAGCAAAUGUGGUAAUACUGGUAAUGUGUGCAGUGUGCUUCGAUAGCGAGUUUUAGUUUUAUGGCCAUUGGUUAACCUGUCGGAUACAGGUAUUUGGGAUACACUUUGGGUGCCACAAAUGUAGUAAAGGUAGAGGUAAAGGUUGCUUUAAUGGCUACUUAGGUGUGAAUAUUAGGCGCUUCGGUCGUCGUUUGUAGAGAUAUACCAAGCUAUCUCUGCGGCUAUCGAUGAAAAACAUCAAACAUUGAAAUAAAACGCUAAGACAAGUUCAUAAGAAUAAUGAGCCUAUACCAAUUUAACACACCUAUGUGUUUCUGUGAAAUUAAUACUUUGGUAUAAUCUAACUAUACCAUAUUUUCAAAUUUUUCGGCAAAUAGGUACUAAAAUUAGUGUUCUAAUGUUUGUGACAUUGCCUAAGAGAUUGCCUAAGAGAGAUAAGAGAGAGAGAGAGCUUGGUCUAACUUUAUCAACUGUGGCUAUUCAAAAUGUACCAGCGACGGCGGAAUCGUCGGAAUAAUAACCCCAUAAAUUAUUUAUCAUCAGGACAGGAUUAUUUUGUUACCGUAUAUUAAGUGCACUAUUAUUUCGGUUCGAUACUACGUAUACUUUAUAAUAUCGUCUCGAACAAACGACUGAGAAGGGACUGCAUGAGGUAUCUAAUAAUAAUAAGGGUAACGUCGACUUGUAACCAAGAGAAUGAAAUAUUUUUCUAAACUUUUUAAUGUCACAAACUUAACAUUUUGUCGUCUGUAGAGUUCAUUUGUAAGCAUUUACUGUUCUCGUUAACUCCUUACUUGACUAUCAUAGUAACCAUGUUUAGGCAUGUACGUGUAUCGAGGUAAUGUGUAAUAUUAACUAUUUUAUUACAUUCUUAUAGAGAGUAGGUAAAUGUUGAAAAAUAAUAUAGAAUGUAUUAUUAGUAAAAAUAACUCGUAAGCGUGAUUUAAAUGUAAUAAAUUAUUUUAAUUACAAUAUAGUAUUCUUAUGAAUUGUAGAAUCAACGAUAUAUUCAGAAACAACCCAUAGAGCUAGAACUAGUUUAUUUACUGAUGAAUAUGUAUUGCACAAGUACUCAUAUGAACUUAUCAAGUGCACCAAUAAAUACCUAUAGAUGACCAGUACGUUUGAAAGUGUUCAUAAAAGUGAUAGAUGAUAAUAUUUUUGUAUACUCCAUGAAUUUUUAUAAUGGUUGAUUUCUUUGGUUACCCUAGUCCUACGCUUAUUCAGUGUUUAAAAGUUGACUAUCUAAUUGUAUCAACUCAAAUUGAAAUCAAUUGAUUCGAAAUUAUAAUGAUACCAAAUCUUUGUAUGUCUAUUCAAGUUGGUUUAGGACGUGUAACGAAUCUCUGGAUAAUUACUAUAUUAUAAUAACUAUAACAUAACCACAUUCUACCUUUAUAUGCUGCUGUAUCGUGAUUUUAUAAAUUGUAACUUUCAUUUUUGUUGCUCUCCUAAUAUACACAAAUGGUAUAACAGUUCAAAUUAUGACCAACCCUAUAAAAUGUAAUUUCUAAAAAUAUUGGGUUCUCUCCAUUGUGCCUAUUAUAUAUAUAUACAUAUACUAGUUGUUAUUUACUUUCAGAGUAUUAAUUAUUUGUAUCAGAUUAAGGUAGGGAUAUUAUAAGGAAGAGAAUUCUCGGAAAGCUAAGAAAUUUGAAUACCAUUCCACUUGUUAUACUUUCACUUCAAUGUUUUUUUUAUUAUUAUUGGGAGCUGCUUUUUCUAUGUUAAGUGUUAAGUUGUUCGUGUCCUAGUACAAAGUCUUCAGUGAAGGGCUAUUGUUUACCUGAGCUUUGUGUAAGCAACGUGGCCAUUUUAUUUGGAUAAUUUAAUGUGAAUUAUAGUAUUAAGUAAGUUACUCUUCGUAAUGGCAGACAACGUUUUCACAAUGAAAACUGUAUUAAGAAAUCAAUAAUUUCAAUAGACAAAUAAAAGUGUUUUAGCAAAA